GGGCCUGAGGCCGUGGGGGGCCGGGCCUGAGGCGGGCGGAAGGCGCGGCGCGGCAGCAUGGCGGAGGCCGGGCCGGGUAGCGGCGCGGCGCGGUAUCGGGGCGCUCUCCACCCCGAUACCUGGGAGCAGGAGCUGGAGACCAUCCCCAUGUUUAUGAAGCGGUGCCCGGCAGAGAUCGACGCGGCGCGGCAGCCCGAGCUGGCCUGCCUGCAGUCCCUCCUCUUCGACGAGGAGCAGGGCCCCGCAGAGCUGGCCAGGAUGUACAAAAACGAAGGGAACGAGUACUUCAGGGAGAGGGACUACGGGAGGGCUGUCAUCGCCUACACCGAGGGGCUCAGAAAGAAGUGCGAGGACGCAGAGCUGAACGCCGUGCUGCACACGAACCGGGGCGCCGCGCAGUUUUACCUGGGUAACUAUCGUUCUGCUCUCAAUGAUGCCAUCCAAGCAAAAAAGCUGAAGCCCACCCAUCUCAAAGCAAUCAUAAGAGGAGCUCUCUGUCACAUGGAGCUAAAGAAUUUCUCUGAAGCAAUAGCAUGGUGUGAAGAGGGCUUGCAAAUAGAUUCAAAAGAGAAAAAGCUUGUGGAAAUGAGAGCUAAAGCUGACAAAUUAAAGCGAGUCAAGGAGCGGGAUGCAAGGAAAGCAAUGGUGAUGGAGAAGAAAGAGCAGUGUCAAAAGGAAAUUUUGCUUGCAGCAAUAAAGGAAAGAAAUAUCAAGCUGGUUCUUGAGCCUUCAGAUGAAGAAGAGGAAAUAUCAGAUGGUGUGGCUGAGAUAUCCUUAGAUGGGUUCCACUCUGACAAUGCCAUGGGGGCAAAGGUGCACUUAGAUGCUGAAGGCAGCCUGAACUGGCCUGUCCUCUUCCUGUACCCUGAGCACGAGCAAACAGACUUUAUUGCAGCUUUUCAUGAGAACGCCAGGUUUAUUGAUCAUUUAAUGGUGAUGUUUGCUGAGUUACCUCCUUGGGAUUUAGAAAGAAAAUACCUUCCCAGCAAUCUUGAGCUCUAUUUUGAAGAUGAAGAGAGAGCAGAGAUGUACGAGCUGAACCCAGAACACACUUUGCUACAAGUGCUGCAGCAUGAAAGGUAUUUCAUAAAGGCUGGGACUCCAACAGUUUUGGCAUUUGCAAAGUGUUCUCCUUUCUCUAAGAAGUACUUCUCUGGCAAGAAGGUCCAUCGACUAUAAGGAGCAAGAAUGAAACUAGAGGAAUCCCAUGCAAGAGGCUGCUGUUUGUUAUCCCAGCUACAGGCUGCAAACCUCUGCUUGAACAAAAAUACAUUGCACACUUCAGGGGAGAAAUAAUCUUGGCACACAGGGAAACUUGCAGGAGAGCAGCAUAAGAGAAUGGAGGGUUUACAAGAGGGGAUUAUUUGUUUAAAAAGAAAUCCAGCUGGCUUGCAGAAGGUCUCCUCUUGUGAUAGGCUGCAUGUGGUUUUGAAAUAAAACUGAAGCAGUGCCAAACACUGGCUGCAGUUGAAGCAACAGCAGCUGGGAAUGUACUUACCUGUAAAAAAUCACUGAUCUCCAUGGAGGUGGGUUGUAGUUGCUGUGGUUUAACAGCAGUGGUCUGGGGAGAUACCCGCCUGUUGCAGCAGGAUGGAUGCAGUCAGAUUCCUGCCUGGGAUUAAGCAGCUGCUCUUUUUUCACCACUUUGCUCUGCUGCGGGCCAGGGUAAAGCAGAGCUGUCUAUUCAGAGAGGUGUGUUUUACUGACCCUUUUGCUACUUUACUGAUUGUCUUAUAUAACUUAGAAAUAAACGUGUCUAUUUUAAGUAGA
Phalacrocorax carbo (great cormorant) is the source of this 1770-nucleotide messenger RNA. NCBI's taxonomy places the organism in Eukaryota, Metazoa, Chordata, Aves, Suliformes, Phalacrocoracidae. The record is from RefSeq and is a predicted model, not a curated record.